CUUUUUUCCACGCAGUUGUUCAACUUUCUUCCCCCGUUGUUGUCCUCAUUCAACUCAACGACAAUAAGUUCACGAUGAAGUUCUCUGUCACCUACCUCGCGCUCUUCGUAGCUGGUACUCUCGCUCAGUUUACCAUUAAUACCCCUGCCAACGUUGUUGAGUGCCAGCCCACCCUCCUGCAGUGGUCGGGCGGAACUGCUCCCUACUACUUGAGCAUUCUACCCGGUGCGACUCCCAAUGGUGCUGCUGUUGAAAAUUUGGGACAGCAAAAUAGCACCUCAGUGACCUGGGUCUGCAACAUCCAAUCCGGGACAUCUCUUGGUCUCACCCUUCGCGACAGUACUGGCUUGACUGCACAGUCAGCGCCGUUCACCGUGAACCCCGGAUCUUCAACUACGUGCACUAACACCACGUCGCUUUCCUCUGGUCCAACUGUCGCAACUAGUGCUGCCGCACCGACUGGUACCACUCCUACUACCUCUGGUGUCAGCGGCACUGGUACUACUGCCCAUACCACCUCUGCAACCACUGCUGCCGGCUCAGCUUCGACAAGCUCUUCCGCUGCCUCCGCCAACGUCAUCCGCGUUGGCGCUGCCGGCAUUGCUGGUGCUGCUGCUGUUGUCGCCUUGCUUUUCUAGAUUUGCUCUGACAUCAAAAGAGCGAUACCAGUCGACGGACUUCCAGAGACAUUUACGGGUUUUCUUUUGCUAAUCAUUUACCUGCGACAUCUACAACGUACAUUAGGCUGUCUGCUUUCAGGAGUAUAGGAGUUUCACCCGACUGACGUUUACAUUCCCUCGUGCGACCGUGGGCUUACGUGCUCAUUGCUCUCACAAUUUCGAUUGGAUUGUGUCUUCCCCUUCAAUCGUUCUUUUGUUACAUAGACAUUCCGGCUGACGCUUUACCUUCGGAUGCUUGGGAGCUGCUGUUGUGCAGUGCAAUGAUCCGAAUGAUUUAUAUUCUAGCGUGCAUGUAAAUAGUUAAAAAUGUCGUUUUUUGUUUACUGAA
Molecule: messenger RNA, 1008 nt
Organism: Suillus discolor
Lineage: Eukaryota; Fungi; Basidiomycota; Agaricomycetes; Boletales; Suillaceae
Exons: 7
Coding region: 75-638 (187 amino acids)
Source: RefSeq, a predicted model, not a curated record